This is a messenger RNA of Chironomus riparius, 1461 nucleotides long. The record is from the annotation of a GenBank genome assembly. Lineage: Eukaryota; Metazoa; Arthropoda; Insecta; Diptera; Chironomidae.
UUAAUAGGCAACUGACUGACUUUUUCAUAAGCUGGGGUAUAAAAACCGAAUGUAAGCUUGAAUUCAAAUACAGUUGAUGUUCAGUUUUUAUGAGUGAUUGAAAGACGUGACGAGUGAAAUUUUUGAAAAAAUUUAUUGAAAAAAAUUAAAUUUGUGCAAAAUUAUUUUUUAAAAACAAAAAAAUCAACCAAAAUGAAACAAAUCGUAUUAGUGAUUGCACUUUUUGGAACCGUUCUCGCCCAAGAAAACUUCAAAUGUCCAGAUGAUUAUGGAUUCUACCCACAUCACAUUAGUUGCGAUAAAUACUGGAAGUGUGAUAAUGGCGCAGCAGAACUUAAGACAUGUGGAAACGGUUUAGCUUUCGAUGCCACUGAUCCAAAAUAUUUAAGUGAAAAUUGUGAUUAUCAUCAUAAUGUUGAAUGUGGAGACCGCACCCAACUUGAACCACCAAUCUCAUCAGCUCAUUGCCCAAGACUUUACGGAAUCUUCCCAGACGAAGCCAAGUGUGAUGUUUUCUGGAACUGUUGGAACGGAGAAUCAUCAAGAUAUCAAUGCUCACCCGGCUUAGCUUAUGACCGUGAGGCUCGUGUCUGUAUGUGGGCUGAUCAAGUUCCAGAAUGUAAAAAUGAAGAAGUUGCCAAUGGAUUCACAUGCCCAGCUGCAGGAGAAAUCGCCAAUGCCGGUUCAUUCUCAAGACACGCUCAUCCAGAAGAUUGCAGAAAAUACUACAUCUGUCUUGAAGGAGUUGCCAGAGAAUAUGGAUGCCCAAUCGGUACAGUCUUCAAAAUCGGAGAUUCAGACGGUUCAGGAAACUGCGAAGACCCAGAAGAUGUUCCCGGCUGUGAGGACUACUAUGGAGAUCUUGAUCUUAAGAGCAUUAGAAAGAGUGAGCUGUUAGCUGGUUUGGCAAAUAGCGAUAGCGGCCGUAAUCAAGUUGCAAAGAAGAAGAACAAGGAAUAAAUAUGAAAAAUUCAUUAACAUCAACAACAGGAAUAGUUUAGCGAGUAGAACAUCCAAAUUUCCAUCCAUUCCAAUUUACCAAAAUUAACUUCCUCUUUGUUCCUCCUGUUUGUUCUGGUUUUCUGUUUGUGGGAAACAUUUAAAAAAAAAUUCAUAAUCAUCCAUCCAUUUGUUAAGUGUAUCUGCUCCACACUUACUCUUAAAUUCCUAUCCCCCUCCCCAAUCCCAAAGCCAAUACCCUUUUCUGCUACAAAAAAAAAUUAAAAAAUACUCAACGGCGAGGCAACAACAAAAAUAAAUUAUUAUUUUCCACCCUGGAAAUUUUCAUAAUUUUAAUUAGAUUUUUCGCUUGUAAAAUGAAUGAGUAAUAAUAAUAAUAUUAAUAAUAAUUUUCUGUGUCUCUACAAUCGAGCAAGUUAAUUAAAAUUUUAAUCAUAGACUGUUUUUUUAUAUAAAUAUAAAUUUAUACGUGAAAUAAUGAAAAAAAAUGAAGGUUUAUCA